CUCAUACUAAAUGCUAUGUCUUGCUCCAUUCUCAGGGGGGGAGAGCAAUAUUCUCGAAUGAAAUUACUUCGAAAACAUCUGGAAAAUGUUAAUAAGUUGUCUGUUUAGAUAAAAUCUUUUUGACAGCUGCUUUGAUGUUGUUGUUGUGCUCUACUUAACCGCAACGAAACAGAAAUGGAGGAAUUAAUAGAAGCAUUCUUGAAGUCUAUAUCGAACAACGAUGAAGACGAUGUCGCCUUAAAAGAAUCAAAAGUCACUUCGUUUUGCGAGGCUAAUGUCCAACGGUUUUCGUUCGAGCAUAUAAAUGCAUCACUUAGACAUGAAUUCAUACGUAGUUUGAUAGAUGAGCUAAGUAUCGCAGAUAAAAGCUCAGAAAAUGUCUCCUUGAAUUAUACGGCACGUUGUCUCGAAGCUUUACGCGUGUUGAGUCGCGACAGAUCCAAUUUAGGAGAAAUGAUCUCCGAGAAUUCAUGUGUUACUUUCUUAAAACUAGCUGGGCUGUAUACAUCAGAUGGCCAGAAUUCUCAUUUGGAAGUAGAAACUGUCAUUUCCAAAUCGGUAGUUGUUAUUGAGGCUUUGAAAUGUGUUUGUAAUCUUGUUUACCAAAAUGCUGAAUUCCGGGAGUACACUGUGAAGUAUAAUUGCACCGAGGCAGUUUGUGUACGUUUGGCUUGGUUCGGCCAAACUGAUUUGGCCCGAGAUGUCAAGUUCUUCGAUCUGCGGUUGUUGUUUGUGCUGACAGCACUCGAGGCUAACGAGCGAACUACAGCCUUGCACGCUAAUGCUGUUGAGCUCCUGACUGCCGCUUUAAGUCAGGUCAUCCCAGGCCGUGAGGAGCGAAAGGCAAUACUUAACCAAGAACAGGAAAUGAGAGAGAGUGGUUUGGAGUCAAACUUACCUUCUAGGUAUAAAUUUUUACACCACAGGGUGCAGUGUCGGCUGUAGUGGUGAUAGUUAAUUGUAAGCCUAAAAAAGAUUAAGGCUACGUUUACAUUGUACCCAAGGGUGGGUAGUAGCGAAGUAGUUGUAGUUUGCUACUGUAGCGAACUACAAUUUUCAAGUAGCCAGUAGUUUUUGACUACUUUUUCAAAACAGUAGCUGUAGUUAUAGCGAACUACAUUUUGCCUAAAAGUAGCCAAGUAGUUGACUACUUUUCAAACAGCAAAUCGCUAUUCGCUACUUUUUAAAAUUGUUAGCAACUUGAUAGCGAAUAGAUUGUUAUUAAUUAUAAGACGCAGUUUGCUUAAAAUCAAUACUCAAUUUGCACGAAUAAAGUAUGCCGUGCAACUGUUCAAACUGUGCAAGUGCAUGCCGUCUUAUUUACUCGCGUAAGUCGAUUUGUUACAGGUUACAUUACAGCCUGAGCUAUAGUAGAUGCUCCAAAUACAGUAAAAUUAAAAAAUAUUGAGUAGCGAAAUAGCGAAAUAAUUCGCUACAUUUUUUAAGCAGUAGCUGUAGUCAGUAGCGAACUACUUUUGUUCAAAAGUAGCAGUAGUUGUAGCGGACUACAUAUUUUUGAAGUAGCUGUAGUCAUAGCGAACUACAAAACGUUUGUAGUCAACCGACCCUUGACUGUACCAGAUACUGUAGCUCUCCAUAGCAACAUGAAAAACACUUAUCCAGAGGAAUUAUUGCAAUGUAGAGAUGUUGUUUUGCUCAGCUUCUGAAAGUUGUACAUUCCAUUUCGGAGAGCUAACCGGUAUGGUGUAAAUGUAGCCUAAAAACACUUGGAUGCUUCGAGCUAAGCCCCUUCAUCAGGAGAGUUCUAGGUGCUCUUUGCUUAGCCAUGCAUUCGUAUCUUUCACCUCUAUUCCACACUAGAAGCUAAGUAGUUGCUGUCAUUUCAAUUUUACUUGUCAAGGGGAGAGUGCUGGGCCCCAGGGGCCGGUUGUUCAAAAAUGAAUUAGCGCUAACCCUGGGUUAAAAUUUAACUUGCUGUUUUAGUUUGUGUAUUUAUACAUGUCUGUUUAUUUCAAAACUUCAGAGAAGUAAACUCCUACUGAUUCAGACAAGAUCUCUGAAGAAAUAUUUCCAAAUUUAUAGACAAGCUGUGAGGAAGUUUGCUUUGAAUUUUAGGUUAACCUAGGGUUAAACUAACCCAACUUUGAACAACCGGCCCCUGGUGUCCAAUGGGUUAAAGUGUCCUGCCUGACAGCCUUGGUUUAACCAUAAACUGUUAUCUCUUUUACAUUGAAGGUGCAGUUUACCAGACGUCUCACUUGAUAAAGACACCAUCGAACUAUUUGGUGAAAUUCUUAAAGUUCUCUUCAAUAUAACAAUCACAAUAAGUCAAGAGCAACCCGAGCACAACUUGCAACAGUCAUGUGACAACCUCAUUGUCAUUCUCCGACACAUGUUGAUAAAAUGUGAAGAGGUUUCCCAAGAGCCCAAAAACCUUCAGAACAAUAUCAUCAACAUGUUAAUAAAUUUACCGUACCAGUCAUACAAUCUCUUGUAUUGGCAAAUCCCAAAGAAGGAAGCAAAAGAAAUUAUGAAAAAUUUUGAAACUGACCAGAGAAAAAAUAAACACCCUAUUGUUUAUGAGGUGUGUAUAAUGUAGGAAUAUACAUUGUUUUGUUGUGCCCUAUGAAUCCUCACAAUUUUGUUAACCUGUUCUCCAUACUGUUAGACAAUUUUGCUUGUGAAGUAAGUUAACCAGACUGUCUAUAUAUGUCUCUUGUUUAGCCAUUAAGCUGUUUAGUUCUACCCAUUUUACCUUUAAUUUUUUUCUGUAUUUCAGUUUUUCAAUGUUGAGGCAGUCCAUGCACUAUUGGGAAUCCUAGAUCAAAGAUUGAUUGACAAUGUUAAUCUUAAAGAAACCUUGUCCCCUCUGCUUUCUGUGCUAACGACCGUCUCGAGACACAACAGGAUUGUCCGCAAGUAUCUUCGACAGGAGGUGUUGCCAUCACUUGGUUAUGUUGGCACGGUGAAACCCGAGGAAAUGGAUAACAUCCGAGGAAGAUUAGUCCGACAUCUCACUUCAGCUGUACAUGAGCUGAAAGUAAAUGUUUCUUUUUUUCAAUUCAUUUCAAUUUAAUGUAGUCUAAUAUUAUGAUAAAUUCUCAAACGUGGUGGUCCAGUGUAGGCAGAUUCUACAAUAAGCUGUCCUGGUUUGUGUCUGAACAACCUGAAAAAGAUAUCUCAAACGUGGUGGUCCAGUGUAGGUAGUAUUCUACAAUAAGCUGUCGUGGUUUGUGUCUGAACAACCUGAAAAAGAUAUCUCAAAUGUAGUGGUCCAUUGUAGGUCGUAUUCUACAAUAAGCUGCUGUGUUUUGUGUCUGAACAACCUGAAAAAGGUAUCUCAAAUGUGGUGGUCCAGUGUAGGUAGUAUUUAACAAUAAACUGCUUGGUUUAUGUCUGAACUACCUGAAAAUAUUAAAAACACUUUAUUUCAAACAAAAUUCUCGUGAUGAAACUCAAACUCACUUUUGUGACUUGUCGGGUUAAUUUCAGAUCAAUCUUAAUGACAUUUGAAAAAAAUAAUAAAUAACGUCACCUGACAAUUCUCAACUGCGAAUAUUUGUCACUAACAUUCAGUUAAGCUUGCAAUCUUCUCAUCACUUCAUUUUUUAUGAUCCUUUUAGGAAUCCGUUGGAGACUUUUUGUUUGUGUUGUGCAAAGACAACGUAUCUCGGCUUAUCAAAUAUGUUGGUUAUGGCAAUGCUGCAGGUUUCUUGGCAGACCAUGGUUUAAUGGCGGGUGGUAAUAAUGAAGAAACGGCGGGAAAUUAUUCCACUGAUGACGAAGAAUCUGACACGGAAGAGUACGAGAGAAUUAAAGAUCAAAUUGAUCCAAUGACGGGUGUGUGCUUCGCUGUUUAAGUUUCUUCGUUUGCCCAUUUUCGUCCAGAAACAUGGCUAGGAAACAAUGUUUCCUGGUUUGCCCACCUUCGGGAAACAUGGCUAGAAAAUGAUGUUUCCUGGUUUGCCCACCUUCGGGAAACAUGGCUAGGAAACAAGGUUUCCUGGUUUGUCCACCGUUGGGAAACAUGGCUAGGAAACAAUGUUUCCUGGUUUGGGCCACCUUUGGGAAACCUGGCUAGGGAAACAUGGCUAGGAAACAAGGCUAGGAAACAAGGCUUCCUGGUUUGUCCACCGUUGGGAAACAUGGCUAGGAAACACUAUUUCCUGGUUUGCCCACCUUUGGGAAACAUAGCUAGGAAAUAAUGUUUCCUGGUUCGCCCAUCUUCGGGAUGUCUAGGAAACAAUUUUUCUUCCUAACUUUAAAAAAUUCUUUUUUUUUCAGGCGCACAGGUUGACCCGAACGUUGAGAAUCCGCUGGAUAAAAUGAGCGAAGAAGAAAAAGAGCUAGAGGCUGAGAAACUAGCAAUCCUGUUAAGCAAAUUAAACGAGAAAGGUCUCGUUAAACCUGCUCUGAUUGGUCCAGACGGCAAACCGGUUGAUAUCAACCCGGAGGACGAUUAGACAGUAUACUGCAUUAAAUAUAGUUAGAUCAUUACAUUGACAUAAAAUUCAUGAAUUUAUAGUAAAAUUGAGGACGAGGAAAGUCUGGAUCAAACGAGAAUGGGAGUGCAGUUGCGCGACUUUGGUUAGCUGUUCCAGCACUGUCAUGUAUUCAAACCUUUAUUUUGUCAAUCUAGAGCUUGAAAUGUCCCCUGUGACAAUGCGUGACUACCAACUCUCAUCCUUCGUUCGACCGGGUCUUAAUAGCACAUUUUCAUAGAAAUUUUAGUCGUACUGUUGUAAAAGUCGUGUGGUAGUUGUUUAUAGAAUCUUGGAAACUGCCAUUGCACAGCACCAACGUUUGCAACUAUCUGUCAAGCAUAGACUAUUUUAACUAUUAACGAAUUAUCCCAAACUGUAUAAUUAAUAAAUGAAUUAUACUAAACUGUGUUUUCAUAGCA
Molecule: messenger RNA, 4864 nt
Organism: Paramuricea clavata
Lineage: Eukaryota; Metazoa; Cnidaria; Anthozoa; Malacalcyonacea; Plexauridae
Source: the annotation of a GenBank genome assembly